This is a messenger RNA of Klebsormidium nitens, 249 nucleotides long. Lineage: Eukaryota; Viridiplantae; Streptophyta; Klebsormidiophyceae; Klebsormidiales; Klebsormidiaceae. The record is from the annotation of a GenBank genome assembly.
AUGGGGGCCCUCGUUUGUAAGAAAGGCAGGGACGAAGAGGCGGUGCCGCUCUUCAAGAGGGCGCUUGGGAUCCGGGAGAAGGCGCUCGGCCCCGCACAUCCCGACACGAAUACCCUAAGGUCUGACUUGGAGGACGCGGAGCGGAAGGUGGCUCAGAUGGCAUUGCGCACGGACCAGGGGAUGGGCUCGUCGGUCGGCGAAGAUACUGCGGAGAGCCGCAGUUCGGGAGCUCAGGGAACGGUCAAGUAG